Messenger RNA from Anopheles coustani, 1166 nucleotides. It is a transcript of the gene betaggt-II, whose product is annotated as geranylgeranyl transferase type-2 subunit beta. The coding region runs from base 109 to 1107 and encodes 332 amino acids. Lineage: Eukaryota; Metazoa; Arthropoda; Insecta; Diptera; Culicidae. Gene Ontology annotation, cellular component: Rab-protein geranylgeranyltransferase complex. Gene Ontology annotation, biological process: protein geranylgeranylation. The record is from RefSeq and is a predicted model, not a curated record. Gene Ontology annotation, molecular function: Rab geranylgeranyltransferase activity. The transcript is spliced from 4 exons.
UCGUUAUUAACGCAAUCGUAUCGCAGAUCUCGCACGAAAUUAGCACAGAAUCACAACAGUCGCGGUAUAUUGCUGUCGUAACUGGCUUACAAAUCCACUGAACACAAAAUGGCAUUCGCCUCGAACGAUGUGACGAUCAGUGAUGAUUCAAGGGAAUUGCACUUCGACAAACACGUCGAUUACAUCGCCAAUCACGGGAAUGACAAAAAUGACUACGAAUAUUGCAUGACUGAAUUCCUUCGUAUGUCCGGUAUAUAUUGGGGUGUAACGGGCCUUGAUCUGAUGAACAAGCUGGACCGAUUGGACAAGCAAUCGAUUAUAGAGUUCAUCAAGAAGUGCCAAUGUCCAGUGACUGGAGGCAUUGCUGCAUGCGAUGGGCACGAUCCGCACAUUCUCUACACCCUCAGUGCCGUUCAGAUAUUGAUAAUUUACGAUAGUUUGGAUGCAAUCGAUAUCGACCAAAUCGCCAAGUACGUAGCAUCCCUGCAACAACUCGACGGAAGCUUCUUCGGCGACAAGUGGGGAGAGGUGGACACACGGUUUUCCUUCUGUGCCGUUGCCAUUUUAAGCUUGAUUGGCCGCAUGGAUGAGAUCGACCUCGAAAAGUCAGUGAACUUCGUAAUGUCCUGCUGCAACUCGGACGGUGGCUUUGGCUCAAAACCGAACGCUGAAAGUCACGCCGGUUUGAUCUACUGCUGCGUCGGAUUCCUAUCGAUAACGGAUCAACUGCACCGGCUAGAUUGUGAACGGUUGGCGUGGUGGCUAUGUGAGCGUCAACUUCCCAGCGGUGGGCUCAACGGUCGCCCAGAAAAGCUUCCGGACGUGUGCUACUCGUGGUGGGUAUUGGCCUCACUCACCAUCAUCGGCCGGUUGCAUUGGAUCAGUUCGGAAAAGCUGGAAAACUUUAUCCUCUCCUGUCAGGACGCGGAAACGGGAGGGUUUGCCGACCGGACUGGAAAUCUGCCGGAUAUUUUUCACACCCUUUUUGGAUUGGGCGCACUGUCGCUGCUGGGAGAUAAGCGCUUGAAACCCGUCAAUCCUACCUACUGCAUGCCGGAGUACGUCAUCAAACGGUGCAAUUUGAACCCAAAAGUCAUAGUGCUGUAAACUUUAUUCUAAUGUUACCCACUCGCUACGAACAGAUAAUGAAUGUUUAUUUUCACGCU